AUGAAGGAACAAGGGGAAAAGGAGGUUGCUCUCUCGUUGGCCUCGCUUCUCGUUCACGCCGACGAUGGCAUCUCUACACAUCGAGCAGUUGCACCGGCCAUGCAUGUCAGCACAACAUUUCGGUACACGGACAACCCAGAAUUGCUCCAGCCCGAAGUCUAUGUCAAUCCUGAUGCUCCGCUCGACUCACACGUUUACUCCCGCUUUACCAACCCCAACAGUACUCGUCUCGAAGCCAUCCUGACGUCUGUUCUCGGCGGCAAAGCUCUGACCUACGCCUCGGGCCUCUCUGCGUUCCACAUGAUGCUCGUACGCAUCAAUCCGAAGCGAAUCGCCAUUGCUGACGGCUAUCACGGCUGCCACGGUAUCAUUGAUAUCCAAUCGCGUUUGACAGGCCUCAAGAAACUGCCACUCGACUGCGAAGCGUCCGACUUGCAGCCUGGCGACAUCAUACAUGUUGAGACGCCGCUUAAUCCGACUGGCGAAGCGCGCGACUUGCAAUACUACGCCGACAAAGCGCACGCAGCUGGCGCAUACCUGACAGUGGACGCAACGUUCGCGCCGCCACCCCUGCAGGACCCAUUUGCGCACGGCGCCGACAUUGUCAUGCACAGCGGCACAAAGUACUUUGGUGGACACUCGGACAUGUUGUGUGGUGUGUUGGCCCUCAGCCCGCGUUUGCCACUCGAUGACUGGUUCCCGACCAUGCUGUACGAGCGUGCCAUCCUGGGAUGUGUCAUGGGCAGCAUGGAGGGCUGGCUGGGUCUACGCUCGAUGCGCACCAUGGAGCUGCGCGUGUUGCGCCAGAGCAAGACGGCCACUGCCAUUGUCGCGUGGCUGGCGGAGCAAAUCAAGGAUCCGGCGUCGCCUGUGUUCAAGGUCGUUGAUCAUGUCAAGCACGCAAGCCUGCAACCUGAGGCAGCAGACGAAAACAGCUGGCUCCGGCGACAGAUGCCUGGCGGGUACGGUCCCGUAUUCUCUCUGGCUAUGAAGAGUGAGGCUAUGGCGAGGCGGCUUCCGAGUAAGCUGCGACUAUUUCACCAUGCGACGAGCUUGGGUGGCGUCGAGAGCCUGAUUGAAUGGCGCGCCAUGACGGACAAGACGGUGGCGAGAAACUUGCUGCGUGUGAGCAUCGGCGUAGAAGCGGAGGAGGAUCUCAAGGCCGAUAUUGAGCAAGCUUUCACCAAACUUGCCGCAGAAAAUUAA
This is a messenger RNA of Cordyceps militaris CM01, 1206 nucleotides long. RefSeq names its product cystathionine beta-lyase. The record is from RefSeq and is a predicted model, not a curated record. The transcript has 2 exons. Gene Ontology annotation, cellular component: cytoplasm. Gene Ontology annotation, molecular function: carbon-sulfur lyase activity; pyridoxal phosphate binding. The coding region runs from base 1 to 1206 and encodes 401 amino acids. Lineage: Eukaryota; Fungi; Ascomycota; Sordariomycetes; Hypocreales; Cordycipitaceae. Gene Ontology annotation, biological process: transsulfuration.